UUCUCCAACUCCACAACGACAAGCUCCGCGACCCCUUCGUGGAGCCGUCUGCAAAUUCUGCCGCCAUCGAAAUCUCCUCGCCAUCUCUCCCACACCCCCCCAACCGCCAUCAACGCGGGAAGAGAAAGAACCAGACGCGACGAAAGCUGAAUAGGCCGGAGAAGAGACGUUGCAGGCGAGGAGGACGAGUCGCAGACACCAGAUCCGGCGGCGAGGAGCAGAACCAGCAGCGGCGGCGGCUUCUUCUUCAUCGAACAGAUCGAACACUAGGAAGAUGAUAGAGAUUGUAUUGGAGUCAGCCUAACCCUACCAACCUGCGCCUGAAAUCAACUUUUCCGAUCCAUCGAUGGCGACUCGCAGAGCAAAAACAUUGUUUUGCAGAAGCUUCUGUUCUCGCUCUUCAAAUCCCUUGCGCGUUUGCGUUGUCGGAAGUGGACCUGCUGGCUUUUACACGGCCGAGAAGAUGUUGAAGGCUCAUCAAGGUGCGGAGGUUGAUAUUAUUGAUAGGUUGCCGACUCCAUAUGGAUUGGUCAGAUCCGGUGUGGCCCCGGAUCAUCCUGAGACUAAGGUUGUGAGCAACCAGUUUUCUCGGGUUGCUCAAAAUGCACGAUGCUCAUUCUUUGGAAAUGUUUCACUUGGAUCUUCUGUAUCUUUGGCUGAGCUCAGGGAGAUAUAUCAUGUGGUUGUGCUUGCCUAUGGUGCUGAAAGUGACAGACUUCUUGGCAUUCCAGGAGAAGAUUUGGCAGGGAUACACUCAGCUAGAGAAUUUGUUUGGUGGUACAAUGGGCAUCCUGACUGUCAAUAUUUGUUUCCAGACUUGAAAAGCAGUGAUACUGCUGUUAUUCUUGGUCAGGGGAAUGUAGCUCUUGAUGUUGCACGUAUUCUUUUACGACCUACUGCAGAACUAGCAGUAACUGAUAUUGCUAGCCAUGCGUUGGCUGCUCUGGAGGAGAGCUCUAUAAGAAAAGUGUAUCUGGUUGGAAGACGUGGACCUGUUCAAGCGGCUUGUACUGCAAAAGAGUUGCGUGAAGUUCUUGGUAUCAAAGAUGUUGAUAUUCACAUCCAGGAAGCUGAUCUAGUGAAAACGCCAGCAGAUGAGGAAGAAAUGAAGAAUAGUCGAAUCAAGAGGAGGGUGUAUGAGCUGCUCUCUAAGGCAGUCAUGUCAGGACCAUCCCAUAACAGUACAGGUCAACGUGAACUCCACUUUGUUUUCUUCCGGAAACCAGAUAAGCUUCUAGAUUCAGAUGACAGAAGUGGUUAUGUUGCUGGUGUGCGCUUCGAGAAGACAAUUCUGAGAGAAAGUGCAGGAUCAGGAAAACAAGUAGCACUUGGCACAGGCCAAUUUGAAGACCUUGAAUGCAGGUUAGUGCUAAAGAGCAUUGGUUACAAAUCAGUACCAGUUGAAGGUUUGCCCUUUGAUGCUUCUAGAGGUGUGGUUCCAAAUGUUGGAGGCCGUGUUUUAGUUGAUUCUUUUGGAGAUCAUAAACUACUGGAAGGUGUGUAUGUAUGUGGGUGGUUGAAAAGAGGACCAACAGGAAUCAUUGCAACCAACCUUUAUUGUGCUGAGGAAACGAUUGCAAGCAUAUCUGAGGAUCUUGAGAAGGGACUAUUAGCGCCUGUACGUAGCUUGCCAAAGCCAGGCAGAGAGGGGCUUCUCCAGUUAUUAGAUGAUAGGAAUGUUAAAGUGAUUCCAUUCAGGGGUUGGGAAAAGAUUGAUGCUGAAGAGAGAAGGCUUGGAAGUUUGAAAAACAAGCCCAGAGACAAAUUAUCCACAUGGGAAGAGCUACUGAAAGUUGCCCUGGACUGAAAUUAUUGUAUACAGGCUCCCAUUUUUGUAGGUGAAUAAGGCGUGAUUUUUCACUGUAACUAUUGAGAAAGUUUGGCUAUCAAAUGAGCCAUCCUGCGAUUUAUUGGCAAUGGGAGGCUUUAAGUCUCUCCCGGGUUACAGAAAUUCAAGCUAGUUGUCAUGUAGUAAUGAUUUCUUUUUUUAAUCAACGCACUUGUAUUUAUUUGAUAAGCAUACAAAUCACAGGUUCCUAUCACCAUUGUAGUGCCGGUCGUGGCCAUAUCUCCCAUUGAGUUUGUUAUGUCUAAUGGAUCCCUUUUCCUGGUGUUCUUUACUUUCUUAUUCGAAUUAUUGCAUUCACUCAUGGUGACUUUUUUUAUGU
Diospyros lotus (date-plum) is the source of this 2168-nucleotide messenger RNA. RefSeq names its product NADPH:adrenodoxin oxidoreductase, mitochondrial. Gene Ontology annotation, molecular function: oxidoreductase activity. NCBI's taxonomy places the organism in Eukaryota, Viridiplantae, Streptophyta, Magnoliopsida, Ericales, Ebenaceae. The record is from RefSeq and is a predicted model, not a curated record. Bases 347 to 1807 code for a protein of 486 amino acids. The transcript is spliced from 15 exons.